Molecule: messenger RNA, 1061 nt
Organism: Dermacentor silvarum
Lineage: Eukaryota; Metazoa; Arthropoda; Arachnida; Ixodida; Ixodidae
Exons: 4
Coding region: 277-1041 (254 amino acids)
Source: RefSeq, a predicted model, not a curated record
AUAAAGGUAAGACGGUUAACAAUCUGGGUUGACCGUAUCAAAACGUGAGACGCCGUUCCAUUUUUCUUCGUUUCUAUUUUGUUGUUGCUUACCGUGGCUAAAAGAAAGUGGACGUAGAAAUGGCCUGCUACGGUUGGCUCUCACCUGUCGGCAUUCAGCCGUAGAUGCGGAAGAAAGCAGCCCUCCACUCAAGAAAACAGCCAUGAAGAUAGCCAUAUUAUUUUUUGUUCUUGUCACCUGCAACGCCAAACACAUCAGUGGGUCAACAACAAGCUCAUGUUGCAACGGCUCGAGAUGAACGAUACCAGUGAGGUGCAAGUCCACUUCCGGUUCUUAAGCCCAAUACUGCGUUUACUGAACAAGGUAACAGGACUUCAGAGAUAUAUCAACAAGAAGGUAAACGAGCGGCUGGAAGCUGAAGUCUUCUACGCUGUUGACGAAGCCGUCCACGCGCUCGGAGAGCGGCGUACAGAGCUACAAUGCACGAGGUGUACGACGUUCGAAGUGGCCUUCCGGAAUGCGCUAACCUCAUACAAGCUCGACCCGAGCCCGCUGCCUGCCCUGACAACAGACAUGUUCGCCAGACUCGCUCGAGUCAAAGUCAGCAACGGAACCAUCCGAGGCCUGUCCAGGUUGCGCCAGUCGGGUGACGUCAUCGCCCGAAUCGACGAAUGCGGCGCGUACGUUUACGCCGACGUGACUGUCCGCAACCUGACCGUCACGCUUGCCGUGAACGUGAGGACGUUUAUGACCGACUUCAGAGCGCUAGUGAGGGCCAACAUUUCAGCGCGAGUCAUCAUCGAGGUUGUCGAGCAAAACGCCACUUUCCUGCUGAAAACACUGGUUGUCAAUACGACAGACCGAAUAUACGUCACUGUUACGCCGAUUGGAGCUGUCAGUUCACUCGCCGCUUUCUUUCUACCGGCUAAAUUUAUUUCUGAAAUGACAAAAAGAGAGCUACAGCCGCUCACAAGGAGUACGAUACAAGGCGGUCUUAAUGCAUUACACGACUUCGCUCACGUAAAUACCAGAAAAGGCUAAUAAAAGUCUGAUAAACAAAA